GGCGAAACCACGGAGAGCGUAAAAUUGGCUGGCAAGAGCAUCACGUACAAGCGACUGCAGCAGCACAGUCAGUUCUGGGACAAACUGAAGGCGGACAAGGCAGUCAUUGACACCGUACCUAUAUGGGUCAAAGAUGCCAAAGGCAGGCCACCUUGCCUUGUCGUCGGCAUCAUGAUCGCCGAGGACGUCGAGCUCGAUUUCUCAGGCGCGUCGAAGCGCGAGACAGACGGCGGCGUGGAGAUACCAAUCGCAAAGAUUGCUAUGGCUGUCACGGCUGCACCCUUGCCCCCCAAUCUCGGUCUCGGUAAUGUCAGUGCUGGGGCUGGUACGGCGCACACUUUUGCGAGCGUGUUCAAGGCGAAGACUGCCAAAAGUAACAUAUUUGCGCUUGAGUUGCAGAAGGUGGAGGUGGCGCGUUCAUCGGGGUGGUGGGGGAGAAAGAAACAGCUUAUCCUCACGGAUGAUGCGCCGGAUUUCGACGACGGGAGAUUAAUGGGCCGGGAUGACAACGAUAGUGAUGACGAAGAUUUACCG
Molecule: messenger RNA, 534 nt
Organism: Bipolaris oryzae ATCC 44560
Lineage: Eukaryota; Fungi; Ascomycota; Dothideomycetes; Pleosporales; Pleosporaceae
Exons: 1
Source: RefSeq, a predicted model, not a curated record